UCUACCAGAGUACCAGGACAGGAGUCCCAAUUAAUUUUGGGAAGUAACGCCCGCCAUUGAAGUGCUUGUAAAAACAAAACUUGUGAUUUCCCACCUUCAGCUUCCCCUACCUUUUCCACUCUCUCUCCUCAUCUUUGAGAGAGAAGAUGAGCGCGAACUGGGAUGAGUGGGUUGAAGCAGCGCUUUCCAAGUUAGAAUCUUUGAAACUGUUACGUUCUCUUAGACCCAUCAAUGUCUCCAACAAUUCCUCCAAUUUUGAUGGCCAUGCAUACCAUGUGUUCGACAGUUUGCGCCAAUGGGAUCGAACUUCUGUAGAAGUCACGAUUUCUGAUUCAACUUUCCGAAAUUGGCUCAAUGAUAUUCCUAGUUGCGGAGCUAUUGAAGUGCCUAAAGGUGAAGAGGGUAAUGUAGUAGGAAAAUCAUGCUCUCGCAGUGGCAAAAAGCUACUGCUGUUCUCUGGAAAUGAUUAUUUGGGCUUGAGUGCACAUCCCACGAUUAGAAUGGCUGCUGCUAAGGCAGCUCAAGAGCACGGGAUGGGUCCAAGAGGCUCUGCCUUGAUAUGUGGUUACACAGAUUAUCAUGGGCAUUUGGAGGCAAGUUUAGCAGAGUUGAAGAAGAAAGAGGAUUGUCUCCUUUGUCCUACUGGUUUUGCUGCGAAUAUGGCCUUCAUUGUUGCAGUAGGAAGCAUUGCCUCUCUAUCGGCUUCUGGCAGAAUACCUGCUAGAGCAGAAAAAGUUGCUGUCUUCUCUGAUGCCCUUAAUCAUGCAUCAAUCAUUGAUGGCCUCCGCCUUGGUGAACGACUACAUUGUAUAGAGACGUUUGUCUACCGACAUUGUGAUAUGUCCCAUCUUGAUGCACUUCUAUCAGAUUGUACAAUUUCUAAAAAGGUGGUUGUGACAGAUAGCUUGUUUAGCAUGGAUGGAGAUUUCGCACCAAUGACUGAGCUAGCAAAACUUCGUAAGAAGCAUAGUUUUUUAUUGGUUAUUGAUGAUGCUCAUGGAACAUUUACUUGUGGCGAAGGUGGUGGGGGAGUGGCUCAAGAGUUUGAUUGUGAAAGUGAUGUUGAUAUAUGUAUUGGCACUUUAAGUAAGGCAGCAGGUUGCACUGGAGGUUUCAUAGCAUGCAGCAAAAGGUGGAAACAACUUGUUAUGUCCAGGGGUCGAUCUUUUAUAUUUUCCACUGCUAUGCCUAUACCAAUGGCAGCCGCUGCCCAUGCUGCCACUUUUGUUGCUGAAAAAGAAGGCUGGCGUAGAAAAGCAAUCCAAGAACGGGUGCAAGACUUCCGAGAUCUCACCGGAAUCCCAAUAACAAGUCAUAUAGUCUCUAUUAUAGUGGGAAGUGAAGAGAAGUCCUUGCUAGCCAGUCGGCAUAUGCUGAAAUCUGGGUUCCAUGUUACUGCAAUUAGACCACCAACUGUCCCUCCUAAUUCAUGCAGACUGAGAAUAACUUUGAGCGCUGCACAUACAAGGAAGGAUGUAAAGAAGCUUGCUGAUGCGUUGUCCCGUUGCAUAAACUUUCAAGAUAUUGAUGUUGAAAAUACAGAAUUACUGGCAAAGCUCUAGAAUUUUGCCUUCUUUUAGAAUCUAGAAUCAAUUGGUUCUUACUUGAUUACAAUUUUACUGAGUAGAAUUUAGAUCAUGCUAGGUUUGGUCCUUGAUAAUCUUUGAUGGACAACUUCGGUUGCAAUGUAUUUUAGGGAGAAUUGUGAUAUGGGUUAGUCAUUCUACUCACUAGUUUUUAGCCCAUGCGAUGCACUGAGUUGCAUAUUUUUUUUACUAUUAUAUUCAUAUAGAUUUGAUAUUCAAAAGCCAAUUUAUCUAAUAAAUUACUUGUUAUAUUAUUCAA
This is a messenger RNA of Spinacia oleracea (spinach), 1845 nucleotides long. Its product is annotated as 8-amino-7-oxononanoate synthase. The transcript has 11 exons. The coding region runs from base 147 to 1562 and encodes 471 amino acids. Gene Ontology annotation, molecular function: pyridoxal phosphate binding. The record is from RefSeq and is a predicted model, not a curated record. NCBI's taxonomy places the organism in Eukaryota, Viridiplantae, Streptophyta, Magnoliopsida, Caryophyllales, Amaranthaceae. Gene Ontology annotation, biological process: biotin biosynthetic process.